This is a messenger RNA of Trichechus manatus latirostris (Florida manatee), 6185 nucleotides long. It is a transcript of the gene ETNK1, whose product is annotated as ethanolamine kinase 1. Bases 257 to 1348 code for a protein of 363 amino acids. Gene Ontology annotation, molecular function: ethanolamine kinase activity. Lineage: Eukaryota; Metazoa; Chordata; Mammalia; Sirenia; Trichechidae. The transcript has 8 exons. Gene Ontology annotation, biological process: phosphatidylethanolamine biosynthetic process. Gene Ontology annotation, cellular component: cytoplasm. The record is from RefSeq and is a predicted model, not a curated record.
UGUCCGGCGGUCGAGCGCAGCCAAGAGGAAUUUUCCCCGUGUGCUGUUUCGGCUCAGUUCAGUUGCUAUCCUGACCCAGGUCGGCGAGAGUGUCGCCUCCAUCUGUUCUCCUACAGCUCGUCCGCCAGUCUGAGCGCCCCCAGCCCUCCUGCGAGGGCGCCCCGGGACGGAAGGAUCCACCAGCCUGUCGGCGCCCGCCGUUCUCGUGGUCGCCGUUGCCGUCGUCGUUGUGGUAGUCUCGGCCGUCGCCUGGGCCAUGGCCAAUUACAUCCACGUCCCGCCCGGCUCCCCGGAGGUGCCCAAGCUGAAUGUCACUGUUCAGGAUCAGGAGGAGCAGCGUUGCCGGGAGGGGGCCUUGAGCCUCCUGCAACACCUGCGACCACACUGGGACCCUCAGGAGGUGACCCUGCAGCUCUUCACAGAUGGAAUCACAAAUAAACUUAUUGGCUGUUAUGUGGGUAAUACAAUGGAGGAUGUAGUUCUGGUGAGAAUUUAUGGCAAUAAGACUGAGUUAUUAGUUGAUCGAGAUGAGGAAGUGAAGAGUUUUCGAGUGUUGCAGGCACAUGGCUGUGCACCACAGCUCUACUGUACCUUCAAUAAUGGACUAUGCUAUGAAUUUAUACAAGGAGAAGCAUUGGAUCCAAAGCAUGUCUGCAAUCCAGCCAUUUUCAGGCUAAUAGCUCGUCAGCUUGCUAAAAUCCAUGCUAUCCAUGCACACAAUGGCUGGAUUCCCAAGUCUAAUCUGUGGCUAAAGAUGGGAAAGUAUUUCUCUCUCGUUCCCACAGGAUUUGCAGAUGAAGACAUUAAUAAAAGGUUCCUAAGUGAUAUCCCAAGCCCUCAGAUUCUUCAAGAAGAGAUGACUUGGAUGAAGGAGAUUCUUUCCAACUUGGGCUCACCAGUUGUGCUUUGCCAUAAUGAUCUAUUGUGUAAGAAUAUAAUCUACAAUGAGAAACAAGGUGAUGUACAGUUCAUUGAUUAUGAAUAUUCUGGAUACAACUACCUGGCAUAUGAUAUUGGAAAUCAUUUCAAUGAAUUUGCAGGUGUUAGUGAAGUAGAUUAUAGUCUCUAUCCAGAUAGAGAACUACAGGGACAGUGGCUGCGUUCUUACCUUGAAGCCUACAAAGAAUAUAAGGGCUUUGGGACUGAAGUAACUGAAAAAGAAGUAGAAAUACUCUUCAUUCAAGUCAAUCAGUUUGCGUUGGCUUCUCAUUUCUUUUGGGGAUUGUGGGCUUUGAUUCAAGCCAAAUACUCCACAAUUGAAUUUGAUUUUCUUGGGUAUGCAAUUGUUCGUUUUAACCAAUACUUCAAAAUGAAGCCUGAGGUUACUGCGUUAAAAGUGCCUGAGUAAAGAGGAGAUUUAAUUAUUCUCAAGUAUUUGAGCAAUCCUCGUGAAUCUUUUCUUAAAGAAAUUCUGAAAAGCCAAUAUUUGUUAAAAUUUUGUUAUUUAAUUUGGUUAUCUCGCUUUACAAAUUACGCCUCUCAACAACCAAUCUAUUUUUUAAAUAGACUGAUGUCCAGAAAUAUACCUACUGCUGUCAGUAUGUAGUAGAUUAGGAAUUUGUUAAAUCUACAAAAAGCUGUAAAGAUGUCAGUUUAAUCCUUGCUUUGAUAGCCUAAUCUAUGUUAUAUGUGAAUUAUUUAUUAUAGAGUUAACAUUCUGUGGCUGCUUUUAUCUGUUUGUUAAGUGUAAGCAAUGUAAACGUUCUGGAGUAAUUUUCCUUUAAGUUUUACUUUAAUAUGAUUUAUUAAACAUUCUGGGUAUUCAGUGUCAACAUUAAAAUUGAUGCGCUUUAAGUAAAAUGAAUCAUUUACUCUAGAAACACCAGUCACUGGUGUAGAUAACUUUGGCUGUUCAUACAAAAAUACCUGUUUAGGAGGGUGAAAUAUGUUCACCUAUGUUGAUGGUACAUCUUUUUUAUUUGAAUAUUGGAAAACGUUUCAUUUUGCAUUAUAUAUCUUAGAAUGAAAUUUUCCUCUCCCUGCAUAGUCUGGCAGUAGGAAUAUUGAUGUGUGCCAUAUAAUCCUGGAAUAGAUACCAUGAUUUAAUGUUACUACAAUCUGUAUUAGGUAAUGUUUUCAUGUACUAAAUAUGGUCAUCUAAGUACUAGUUUCAGUUUUUCAAAUUUUAUUAUAUCAAAUUGUUUCUAACCAAAAUUUUGUUUUACUUAUUGAGAUCUACAUUUUUAUUUGUUUUUAUUUAACAGCUAGUAUAAUAGUUGCAGUUUUUUAAGCAAAUACAGAAAGCUUAUCAUACUUGGGAACAAGAAAAUAUCGUUUAGAUUCUUUUUUACCUCUCCAAUUUCAUUCCUUAUAUUUUUAUUUCAUGUUUUAGUUUGACCCAUGUCUUUAGACUGGUAGUAAAUCAUUACUUGAUAUACGUGAUAUGUUGAAGUUGUUAAAAGGAUUAAACAAGGAACAUUUAGGACCUUGAUCUUGUACACUUAAAAUCUGAUAUACCAAAAUGUGAACUAAGCAGAAAUACUCAUGAUAGGAGUGCUUUUUUUUAAUGUUUUGUUUUAUCUUGCUUUUAUUUAAGUGUAUUUUUUAAUUUUGUUUGGAUUUAGGCAAUUAUCAUAUGGAAGGAAGUUAGAUAUUUGGGAUAGGUCAGUGGGCUUCAAGUUUUGAAGAUUGCUGUUGGGGUUGAGCAGUCAUGAUAAUUUUACUUUGAAAAUUAGUCUGACAAGCUUUGCACUUUGGUCACAUAAGUGCCCAUGUACAAAGUUGGCUUAAUGGAUCUACAGAUUCAGAAUAUGCAGCCACAAAUUUAUCCUCUGAGAAAUCUUAUGGGGAGUUUGAUGUAUUAUUCCAAAUGACUUAUUAUAUUCUCAGACAAGUGCUUUAAAAUACUUGGAUUAUUUCAAGAUGUUUAAAGCUAAUAACUUAAGUAGAAACACUUAAAGGCCAUUUUUAAAUGGUAGAUUCUAAUUACAGAAAUAGAAAUUUAACGUCUGUUUAUAACAGUGUUAGACCAAGAUUUGUUUUCUACCUCCCCAAUGUUGUAAAUGUUCACUUUUGUUUUUAUAAACUGUGUUACUAUAGGAUAAGUAGAAUUUUGUCCAGUUGAUCACAUGAAUGGAACCAAUUAAGCAGUAGCUUUUUUAAUGUUAGGGUGAACUUUAAAAAAUUGUUUUUGAUGUGAUUUUCAUCUGUGGUUGGAACAUUUUCUUAAGAUGCUGAAGAAUAUGUAAUACUAUUGAUUUUUUUUUUUUUGCUUUCUGACUUCUUAAAGUGCAACAGUGUAUAUAUUGGAGUACUAUGAGAGGAAGAAGGUAAUUUAUCCACCUUACUCCAUAAUCUUACUUCAAACCAUUUUGAAUAGAGAUUCACUGAGCCAAUGCUGGUAGACUGUGCAUAGCUGCUAGCUGUGACACUGUUGUAAGCAUUUCAAAGAGAUUUGUAUAGAAGUGAAUGUAAUGGGGAGUAGGAACUCUCAUCUCACUUUAGCCCAUGGAGUUUGCAGUGGAUCUCGGAUAUGAAGUGAGAUAUUUAGUAUCUUGCCACACUCUUUGGCAAGAUUUUAGGUGUUGUGAUGCUCUGAUACUUCUGCACAGGCUUUUCAAAUGAUGGUGCAGGCUUAGGAAUAGGGCUCAAAAUUGCUUUCCUUUAUAUUGACCAUUUGAGGGAUUCUAAAGGAAGGUAAAUCUCAACCGCAGUCUAAAAACAUCCCUCUAAAAUUUGUUUUGGGGCUUGCUGAAAUGUCUUUUGCCUUUUUACAUUAAGGAAUGCCUUACCUAGUAACUCAUCUGAUAGUAAGCCCGUUUUGUAAAUAUGAAAGUGGUUGUUAGAAGUAGCAUCCGUGUAUAUUCAAUGUUAGUCAAUAGACCAUAGUGGCCUGGAUGCUUUAACAAGCAAAAUUCAACUCUCUCCCUUCCCCUUUUUUCCUUACAUACAUGUUAUGAUCUUACCUGACCAGUGAUACUUGAUUUUUUUCCUUUCCUAACUCCAUGUUACUACCACUUUCUGAUGUGGUGGUAAAUCAUACUGUUCACAUGGUUGUCUGAGAUGAUUAUGAGCACAAAACUGAUCAACUAGGUCUGCCUGGAAUGUAUUUAAAACAGUGUAAAUAAAAAUUUGUAAAUUAAUGUGAAUUGUAUCUUGCAUAUGAAAUUGUAUAUGUUUUGCAUUCUCUCUCUCGUUUUUUUUUUUUUGGUAGAAAUUUUUCUGUAAGGAAAUGAUCCAGCUCUUUGGUUUUGGACUGAAAAUAGACAACAGUUCUGGCUGCACAGUGGGAUAACAGAGGAACUGGGAAAUAGGGUUUAUCAGUUUUUAUGUUAAUUAAUGUCAGCACUUAUUUAUUUAGCCUCUCAGUGCCUGUUACGACUUUUCUUCACUACUUUAAUGACAUUAGUUUUUGUGAGAUUAGAUUCCUGGAAGUAGUGAAUUUAUACACUGUUAUAUUAAUAGAGCUUCAUUCUUUGAGUCAUGAUUCUAAGCUAAAGCAAAAUAAAAAUAUAACUUAAUGAUUGAAAAUUGAACCAUUACCUUUUCCUGUUUUCAGGGUUAUUAACCUUUUUUCUAAAAAACAAAAACCAAACCUUAAAUUUUAUGUCUCUCUGAGUCCAAACCCCACGUAUGCAAGAGAUAUAAAUAAUAACUUAUAAAUAAUAGUUCAACUUAGGUAUAUCUUAGUUGGCUUCUCUAAAGAAAGUUGUUCAUGAUGGACUUUUAAAAAGACAGAAAAAUAGAAGUCAUCUUUUAAGGACAACUAUUUUCCAUUUAGUCUAACUAAAAAUAUUUUUAACUUCAUACAUAUGUUAACUAACUUUUCAGAUUUAAGAAAAAAAAAUUUGCCCCACUUCAAUUAGAAGUUAGAAACCUCUACUUUUAAAACUAUAACAUUUCUUUUUUAGAUUACACACAAGCCUUCUGUAAUAUUUUGUGAAUUCCUUACUUUGUAAUGUAGAGUAUUAUCUAGUAGUUGGAUUUUCUGCUUUAAAUUGCUUUUAAUAACCCUUUUGUACUGCAUCCCAAAGUGGUAUAGAUUUAAACUUUUAAUAUUAUUCAACCAUUCAGUUGAUUGAGAAACUUAACAAUACUUUAUGAUAGGAGAGGGUUUCGUUAUUGACAGCAACUUGUAAUAUUUUACGGAAAAGAAGUGCUAGUAAAUAUUAUACACAGAGGAAAAAGAGUUACAAGUAUUUGGUAAAGUAGCUUUAUUUUUAUUUCACAAUUGAUUAGCUCAGUUAUUUUCUUCAGUAGAUUAUAAAAUAUCCUUUGACUGGGAACUUAGUUACAUAUUAACUAAUUUACAUAUUUGUUUCUUUUUUUUAAAGAAGACAUUUCUUGUACUGAAUCCCUCCCCCCCGCCCAUUACAUACCAUUUGUGUGAUUGCAGUGUUAUGUCUUGGGACUUGAUGUCUUUGGACAGGAAAGUAUAUCAGCUAUUUUAAAUGAAUUUUUCCCAUCUUUGAAGCUGACUGUAAAUGUUUUGCUAUAAAAGAAAAUUCUUUGGAUUGAGUUACAAGUAGAUUAUUGGGGCAUCUAUUUUUCCAAAACAAAUGACAUAUUGACAAAUGAAAUCUGGCAGUGUUUUUGUUUCUAAUACCUAAUACUUGAAAACUGAAAUUAAUAAAAACAUUAUAGGAUGAAUUCAAUUUUUCUGAACAGAUUUUUCUCCCCCAAAUUUUAUUUUUGGAUCAUAAUUUUCUGAAGAUUUGGACUGUUUAAACAGAAAAAAUAACAUUGCUUGUAGAAAAUACCCUUUUCUGUUUGAGAGAUCCAAAAUCAAGUUUUUUAGUAGGUUUCUGUCUGAAAUCUGCUUUCUCUUCUUUCCUAUACUUAGUACACCUAUUAUACUACUGAUUCUAUAAACGAGCAGGAUUAAGAUAUCAUUAUAUCUAUGUUCAGUCUGAAUCCUAUAGCUUUGUCUAGUUACAAAAGUCUAACUCUCUAAGAUACCAUUUCAAUCUGUAAAUGUAGACAUUUUUUUGCUGUUUACAUCUUACCCAUUAAUGGUAUUACAACUACCAUUAAUCAUUUUAAUAAAACACUGAUAAAAUGUUUAUAAAAACCAGAAGCAUUACAUAUUGUAUUUGAGCUAGUUAAUAAAGAGUAAGGUAAAGCUGACUGAUUUGAAUUGUAGAUGUUGCAUUAGCUAAAUUUUAGAACUUUUAAUAAAGGAACUUUUCAAAGAUAAGUUAACCCUAUGGUAUUCAUAUAAAUUAGCUUCUGUGACCUGGAAAAGA